AUGUGGGUUCGGGGCGGCCUCUGCCUGACCACAGUCACAUCCUCACCCCUGCAGCUCAGCACCGCCCCCUGCUCUGUGCAGGUGGCACGACCCCCGCUGGAGGCUGCCAUCCAUGACACUGUGCAGCUGGUGGCCCGGGCGCUGGGCAGUGCAGCCAAGGUGCAGCCAGAGCGUGCCCUCCUCCCCACCACAGUCAACUGCGGGGACCUGCAGCCGGCCGGCCCCGAGUCUCCCGGGCGCUUCUUGGCACGGUUCCUGGCCAACACGUCCUUCCAGGGCCGCACGGGCCCCGUGUGGGUGACAGGCAGCUCCCAGGUACACAUGUCUCGUCACUUUAAGGUGUGGAGCCUGCGCCGGGACCCACGGGGCGCCCCGGCCUGGGCCACGGUGGGCAGCUGGCGGUGCCCCGCAGGGCAGCUGUGCCUGGACCCCAGCACCAACGACUCCGCCACCCUGGACGCACUGUUCGCCGCGCUGGCCAACGGCUCAGUGCCCCGCGCCCUACGCAAGUGCUGCUACGGCUACUGCAUUGACCUGCUGGAGCGGCUGGCGGAGGACACGCCCUUCGACUUUGAGCUGUACAUCGUGGGUGACGGCAAGUACGGCGCCCUGCGGGACGGCCGCUGGACCGGCCUGGUCGGGGACCUGCUGGCCGGCCGGGCCCACAUGGCAGUCACCAGCUUCAGCAUCAACUCCGCCCGCUCACAGGUGGUGGACUUCACCAGCCCCUUCUUCUCCACCAGCCUGGGCAUCAUGGUGCGGGCACGGGACACGGCCUCACCCAUCGGUGCCUUCAUGUGGCCCCUGCACUGGUCCAUGUGGCUGGGCGUCUUUGCGGCCCUGCACCUCACCGCACUCUUCCUCACCCUGUACGAGUGGCGCAGCCCCUACGGGCUCACGCCGCGUGGCCGCAACCGCAGCACCGUCUUCUCCUACUCCUCAGCCCUCAACCUCUGCUACGCCAUCCUCUUCGGACGCACCGUGUCCAGCAAGACGCCCAAGUGUCCCACGGGCCGCCUGCUCAUGAAUCUCUGGGCCAUCUUCUGCCUGCUGGUGCUGUCCAGCUACACGGCCAACCUGGCUGCCGUCAUGGUCGGGGACAAGACCUUCGAGGAGCUGUCGGGGAUCCACGACCCCAAGCUCACCUCCAACCUGUCCGAGUUCAUCAGCCGCUACAAGUCCUCUGGCUUCAUUGACCUCCUCCACGACAAGUGGUACAAGAUGGUGCCUUGCGGCAAGCGGGUCUUCGCGGUUACAGAGACCCUGCAGAUGAGCAUCUAUCACUUCUCGGGCCUCUUCGUGUUGCUAUGCCUGGGCCUGGGCAGCGCUCUGCUCAGUUCGCUGGGCGAGCACGCCUUCUUCCGCCUGGCACUGCCGCGCAUCCGCAGGGGGAGCAGGCUGCAGUACUGGCUGCACACCAGCCAGAAAAUCCACCGCGCCCUCAACACGGAGCCGCCAGAGGGGUCAAAGGAGGGGACGGCAGAGGCGGAGCCCAGCGGCCCUGAGGUGGAGCAGCAGCAGCAGGGCCCGCCAGUGGCUCCAGAGGGCUGGAAACGGGAGCGCCGGGUCGUGGACAAGGAGCGCCGCGUGCGCUUCCUGCUGGAGCCCGCCGUGGUUGUGGCGCCCCAAGCGGACGUGGAGGCGGAGGAUGCGCCGCGAGAGAGCCCCGUCUGGCUGUGCUCCAACGGCCGCCCGCCCGCUGCAAGGCCCACGGGAGCCCCGCAGCCCGGGGAGCUGCAGGAGCUGGAGCGGUGCAUCGAGAUAGCGCGCGAGCGGCUCCGCCAGGCCCUGGUGCGGCGCGGCGAGCUCCUGGCACAGCUCGGGGACAGCGCACGCCACCGGCCUCUGCGCCUGCUUCAGGCCACAGCGGCCCCCGGGGAGGACCCACCACACUCUGGCCGACGGCGGAGCCGCGAGUAAGGUGGCAGCCAGGCCCUUUGGGCUCAAGACACACACAUAGCGCAGUGGGCCGCUGUCAACAGACAGUUUAUUCUAUAUACAAACACAAUUUUGUACACUGCAAUUAAAUAGAAUGGAAUGCGCGCUCCUC
Messenger RNA from Mandrillus leucophaeus (drill), 2050 nucleotides. RefSeq names its product glutamate receptor, ionotropic, N-methyl-D-aspartate 3B (gene GRIN3B). The transcript has 8 exons. Gene Ontology annotation, biological process: modulation of chemical synaptic transmission; monoatomic ion transport; synaptic transmission, glutamatergic. Gene Ontology annotation, cellular component: plasma membrane; postsynaptic membrane. Gene Ontology annotation, molecular function: NMDA glutamate receptor activity; transmitter-gated monoatomic ion channel activity involved in regulation of postsynaptic membrane potential. Lineage: Eukaryota; Metazoa; Chordata; Mammalia; Primates; Cercopithecidae. Bases 1 to 1920 code for a protein of 639 amino acids. The record is from RefSeq and is a predicted model, not a curated record.